Messenger RNA from Strigops habroptila (Kakapo), 1761 nucleotides. RefSeq names its product cysteine rich with EGF like domains 2 (gene CRELD2). The record is from RefSeq and is a predicted model, not a curated record. The transcript has 10 exons. The coding region runs from base 149 to 1237 and encodes 362 amino acids. Gene Ontology annotation, molecular function: calcium ion binding. NCBI's taxonomy places the organism in Eukaryota, Metazoa, Chordata, Aves, Psittaciformes, Psittacidae.
GGAGCUCGCGGGCCGGUUGCUACGGGGGCUGGGGCGGAGCGAGCGCGCUGUGCGCGGCCGUCGGUGCCGUCGCUGAGGCGGGCUCGGUGCCGCGGCUGGGGCGGCCCCGCUCCCUCUCCCUCUCCCCGGGGCUCCCCGCGCCCUCGCCAUGAGGCCCGGCCCCGCGGCUCGCCCGGCUCGGGCGCCGCUGGCCGUGGCGUUCUGCGCUGCCCUGCUGAUGCUGCCGCCCGGCCUGUGCGCCGGGGAGCGGCGGCGCUUGGCGUGCUCCACCUGCCGGGGUAUCGUGGACAGGUUCAACCAGGGAUUAGCAGAUACAGCUAAAAAGAACUUUGGUGGUGGAAACACUGCUUGGGAAGAGAAGACGCUGUCAAAGUAUGAGUCCAGUGAAAUCCGUCUUGUAGAGAUCAUAGAGAAUCUGUGCGACAGUAGUAACUUUGAAUGUAACAACAUGGUAGAAGAGCAUGAAGAACAUAUAGAGAAAUGGUGGUUCAAACUAAAGAAGAAGUAUCCUGAUUUGUUUAAGUGGUUUUGUAUAGAAACAAUAGAAGUUUGCUGCCCUGCUGGAACAUAUGGACCAGAUUGCCUUGCUUGUCGUGGUGGAUCGGAAAGACCUUGCCAUGGGAAUGGACACUGUGAUGGUGAUGGUACCCGAGGUGGAGAUGGCUCAUGUAGCUGUAACAAGGAAUAUACAGGAGCUUUUUGUUUGGACUGUUCUGAUGGUUACUACAGUACCUUGAGGAAUGAGACACAUUCUAUUUGUACAGCCUGCCACGCUGCCUGUAAAACUUGUACUGGUUCAAGUAACAAGGACUGCCAAGACUGUAAAGAAGGCUGGAUUAAAAACAAAGAAGCAGCUUGUGUGGAUUUAGAUGAGUGUGCUGCUUCUCCUUGCAAAGAUCACCAAUAUUGUUUGAACACAGAUGGAUCUUUCUCAUGCAAAGCAUGUGAUGCCAGCUGCAUAGGUUGCACAGGAGAAGGUUCUGACAAGUGUAAGACCUGCGCAUCUGGGUACACAAAGGAAGAUGAAAGGUGUACAGAUAUAGAUGAAUGUAACCUUCCUGAAAAGGCCUGCAUGAAAGAGAAUCAAGAUUGUGUUAAUACUUCAGGUAGUUACAAGUGUGUAUGUUCAGAAGGGUUUGAAGAUAAACAGGGAACAUGUCUUCAAACUGUAAAACCAGGAGAUGAAGUAGAAAGUGAAACAACUGGGUCUUCACCUAUUGGACAUGAUGACUUAUGAUCUGCAUUCAGAACCAAAAGACAUUCCUAUCUAGAGUUUUAAAUUAUUGGACUUAAGCCUCUGCUAGCUGACAUACUGUGGAAAAGGUAUUAAAUAUGCAGGUUGCCAUUAAGAUUUUUUUUUUUUUAAUGGUGAUAAAUUUCUCUUUGUUCUUAUUUCUUUAUUCUUAAAUGCCACUUUUUAUAUAAUUCUUCAAGAGCAACACUCUAGGUGGGUUAGUAUAAAAUUUAAAUUAACAUUGUACCCAGUCAUUAUAAAUGACUUGCAGGCUUCUCAUUCUAGUGCCUCCUGAAAACUGUCGUUUGGAGGAACUUAGUUGCACUUUGUAAUUCAAGAAAAAUUUAGACUGAAGUUUGGUGUUUCUUGAGAAAUACUUCUAUGACUGAAAUACAGCUUUUAGAAAUUGUCAAAGGGAAUCUCUUUGUGAGGGGGAAGCACUGUUCCCACAGAUUAGAAUGCCUAAUACUGCAUUCAAUAAAAGUUUAUUUUGUUGGAAUGUGCCUUAAAAAUUUUUCAGAUGUGAA